AUGAAGAAAAUUUAUAAUAUUUCUCUAUAUAUUUUACUUUUGAAUAUUUAUAUAUAUUUUAAGGAUAUAUCAUGUAACCAAAUUAUAAAUGAGAAAGAUUCCGAAUUAGGACAUGUGCUAGAAACAGGUAAUUCGGAUAGAAAUUAUGAUAAUAAAAAGUACUAUGAGAGUACUAAUUUUAAUAAAAAUAAUUUAGAAGAAUCAAUAUAUGAAGUAACACAAGAUGAAUAUAAUAUACAUCCUAAAAGUAACAUUGUUUUAGACAAUAAAGAAAAUAAUAGCCAAGAUCAUAUUAUUAUGAAUGUUAAUAAAGAUGAAAAUAAACAAAUGUCUUUUUCUCCUAGUUUAAAUGAAGAAGCAAAUAAAAUUAUAGAUUAUCAAAAGAAUAUUUGUGAAUAUAAUGAAUCUUUUUCAUAUUGUCCUGAAAAAAGUUUUAAUGAAGGGGAUGAUUGGAAUAGUAGAGAAGUGAAAAAUUCUUUUACUGAUAAUUUUGGGGUAUACACUCCCCCAAGGAGAAACAAAUUAUGUCUUUUAAAUAUAGGACAUCUUAGGAGUUCUAUAAAUGAUUUAACAAAAUUAAAAGAAGAAAUUAUUAAAAUUGCUUCAGGAGAAUCAUAUUCAAUAAUGAAAUAUUUUAAGAACGAUAAUAUAAAUUCAUUUACAGCAAUAAGGUACAGUUUUUCUGAUAUAGGAGAUUUAGUAAAAGGGACAGAUAUGAUAGAUAAUCAAAAUACUAAAGAUAUAAAUUCAAGAUUACUUAAUAUAUUUUCUAAACAAAAUGGGGAUCAGGAUAUAAUAAAAAAAAGAUUGGAAUGGUGGAAUAAUAAUAAAAAUGAUAUUUGGGAAGCAAUGAUUUGUGCAUAUAGUGGUAAAAAGAAUGUUGAAAAUUUUCCACAACACAAUAAUAUUGAUGAAGUCCCACAAUUUUUACGAUGGUUUGGUGAGUGGGGAAAAUAUGUUUGUUAUGAAUAUGAAUAUAUUUUGAAUAUUUUAAUACAAUUAUGUAAUAUAAGGAAAAAUAAAAUUGAAAAUAUUUCAUCUGUAGAAGAAAUGCAAAAAAAUGAUCAAUGUAAAUAUGUAUUACAUCAAUAUGUAGAAUGGAUUAAUAUAAGAAAACAACAGUGGUUUGAUCAAUCUAAAAAGUUUGAAAAGGACAAAAAUAAUUAUGACAAUGUGAAAGGAUUAAAACCUGAAGAUUAUUUAAACGAAAGGUGUUCUGAAUGCAAAUGUAUAAAAAAUAGUUUAAAUAAUAUAUUUUCCGUAAAUAAAUUUGAUAAUCAAUUUGUUUUUAAUAUGAUAAAGGAAAUAAAAGCAAAUGAAAGAUAUAAUAGCUUUAACAAAAAGGUAAUUGAUCCAACAGACGACUUAGGUAAUAAAGAUAAUGAACAACUCAAGGAAGAAUCUAAAAUGGUUGAAGGAUCCGCAGAAGGAGAAUAUGUAGAUAAUACUCUAGGGUUAGAUGACAAUAUAAAGAAAUCGGAUGAUGAUAUUGUCGAUCCUAGUAUAAUGGUUAACCAUGAAACAUAUGAAAAUAAUAAUAUUGGUUUAGGAAUGUAUGGUAAAAAGGAUGAUGAAGAAAAACACCAAGAAAUUGAAAAUGAAUCUACUUUUAAAGAUGAAACAUCUACAUAUGUAUCUGAACAUUUAGAUGAUCAGAAUGAAGUAUCUAAUGAAUUUUCAUUUAAAAGUGGCUCUAGAAAAAAAAAACGUUUGUCAAAUAAAAAAAUAAAUGAAAACGAAGCAAGUAAAAAAAAAUUAUCAUGGUUUCCUUCAUUUGGAAUACCAGGUAUUAGUUUUCCAUCAUUUUCUUUAGAUCCUAUAAGUAUUGCAAGUUUUAUGUCAAGAAUUCCAGGAUCAACAAUUACAACAAUUAAUACAGUUAGUGAUGCAGCUAAUUCUGUUCAAGAAACUGUAUCAUCAGUACAAAAUGGUUUAAGUUCUUUAACUUAUGAUGUAGGAAGUGAAGAAGAAAAAGACGAAAAAUCUGAAUCGGAAAAUGAACACAGAAGUAAUGAAUCUACUAGGCAUAGUAAUAGUGAGGAUGCAGUAGCAAAACAGAGCACACCCUUACCAUUACAACAAAAUUCUCCUCAACCUUCACAACAAGAAUUACCACAUGAUCCUUAUGAACGUGUUUUAGGAUGGGAAUUUGGUAAUGUACAUGUUCCUGGUACGAAUCCUUAUAUUUCUUCUAAAGAAAGUGAUUCCUUGGAAUUAAUAAAUUUAACAUCAUGGGAUAAAGAAGAUAUAAUCAAACAAAAUGAGGAUGUACAAGAAGAAAAAGAAGAAGAGCAAGCUGAUGAAGAAUUAAAAAAAGAAGAAAUAGAAGAGGAACAAGAUUUAUUACAAGAUGAAGAGGAAUACGAUGAAUUUGAAGAAGAAGAUGACCAAGAUGAAUUAAAAGAUGAAGAGGAACAAGAUGAGGAAGAAGAUAAAUCCACUAAAGGAGGAGAACAAGAGAAAAAGACAGAAGAUGAGAAAAAAGAAGAAACAAUUGAUUCCUCAGAUGAUAAAAAUCCUCAUGAAUCAUUAUCUAUAGGUUUAAAUAAUAAUAUGGAAACAAAAAAGGAUGCUGAGUCUAUAGUGAAAGAUCUAUUUAGUUUGUUUAAAGACAAAAAUAAUUUUGAAUCUCUUUUAAAAGAUUUAACUGGAGAUAUAACACGUUUAUUUCAAAUAAAUAAAUAA
This is a messenger RNA of Plasmodium gaboni, 2685 nucleotides long. RefSeq names its product duffy binding-like merozoite surface protein. Bases 1 to 2685 code for a protein of 894 amino acids. Gene Ontology annotation, molecular function: host cell surface receptor binding. NCBI's taxonomy places the organism in Eukaryota, Apicomplexa, Aconoidasida, Haemosporida, Plasmodiidae. The record is from RefSeq and is a predicted model, not a curated record. Gene Ontology annotation, cellular component: membrane. The transcript has a single exon.